This is a messenger RNA of Microthlaspi erraticum, 471 nucleotides long. NCBI's taxonomy places the organism in Eukaryota, Viridiplantae, Streptophyta, Magnoliopsida, Brassicales, Brassicaceae. The record is from the annotation of a GenBank genome assembly.
AUGGCACCAGUGAGUCAGAGCCCAACUAUGAAGAAUGCAUGUGACUUUCUCAAGGUUGCAAGGAAUACAUUCAAAGACAAUCGUGAAACAUAUAACGAAUUUGUUAAGGUGGUGAGCCACGCAAAAACUAAGAGCAUGUGUCGUACUUGUAUCAAAUCAAGAGUGGAAGAACUCUUUAAAGAUCACCAAGAGCUGAUUAUCGGUUUCAAUAAAUUCAUGCCAAAGUCUAACCAGCAAAUGGUCGAGUGUUGCCAAACUUUACGAAAGAGGCUUGAUGUGGGUUUUGUGGACAAGGUCAAGGCGAGGUUUCAAGAUGAUGAUCGCUCGUACGAAUCAUUUGAGGAGAUGCUGCAAAUGCAUGAGGAGGGCAAGAAAAGCAUUGAUGAAGUAUGCGAUGAGGCGUUUCAUGUCUUCUUCCCAAACGAUCACGACUUGCGUGUGGAGUUUCUCAACUUAUACUUGAAGUCUUGA